AAUCAGGGGGGCGCCACGUCCGAGAAGAAAAGAACAGAGAAACAUAUAAAACUUCGUAUCUGUCAAGUCAACCAUAUAUCAUUUAUUUUUUCCCUCUACCACUUAAAAUAGUUCUUUAAGAUCACGGGCUCAGAACUCGACGCUGAGAAAAUGUUCAUGUCUUGGAUUCUGUUCAUUCUUUUCUUCUUCCCAUUUUGCACUGCCAUUGACACCUUAACACCUAACCAAUCCAUCCGGGACUGGCCGGACGGCCAAUCUUUGAUGUCCAAAGAACAGAAUUUCGAAUUAGGCUUCUUCAGACCCGGCAACUCUAGCUAUCGGUAUCUGGGUAUUCGGUUUGUCAAAGUGAAAGAACAAACUCUGGUGUGGGUAGCGAACAGGGAUGAUCCUAUCAAUGGUUCCUCCGGAUCAGUUCUCUCAAUCAACCAGCGCGGAAACCUUGUCCUCUAUGAUAGUUAUAACCAUUCUCUGUGGUCUACAAAUGUUUCUGUUCCACGGACAACCUCCACUGAAGCUCAGCUUCUAGACUCAGGAAACCUGGUAUUGGUCGACCGGGAAGAUAACAAGAGGGUUUUUUGGCAAAGCUUUGACUAUCCCACAGAUACUUCGCUUCCAGGCAUGAAGCUUGGGUUGAAUCGGAGAACCAGGCUGGACCGGUUCUUAAUAUCUUGGAAGUCACAAGAUGACCCCGGAACAGGGGAUUUCCUCUAUAAGCUAAAUCCCACAGGCUCUCCACAGUUCUUCUUGUAUAAUGAUUCGACGCCGUAUCGGCGGAGUUGGCCAUGGCCAUGGCCGUGCUCGUUAGCAAGAACAAGAACGUUGGAUUAUAAGAGCAAUUUUGUUUACAAUCAAGACGAGAUAUCUUACACCUACUUUCUUGAUGACCCCUCGAUCAUUACGAGAUUAGUCCUGCAAACCUCUGGUUUCCUCCAGCUACUUCAGUGGGAUGAUGGUGAUCUUCAAUGGAAGGAACUCUGGUCAGCACCAAGAUACCGGUGUGAGAAGUAUGGACUAUGUGGUCCAUACAGUACAUGUAGUCCUGACAAUUUUAACAAGUUUGAGUGUACGUGUUUGCCAGGAUAUGAACCCAAGAAUCAAAAGGAUUGGUAUCUCAGAAAUGGUUCUGAGGGGUGUGUGAGGAAGCAGAUGGGGCUUCCGAUGUGCGGGAAUGGAGAAGGGUUUGUGAACGUGGGGCCUUUGAAGGUUCCUGAUACAUCCGAUGCGGUUUGGGUGGGCAUGAGUAUGAGCAGCGCAGAGUGCAAGCAGGCGUGCCUGAAGAAUUGCGCUUGCACAGCUUAUGUCAGCCUGGAUAUUAAUGGGACGGGGACUUCUUGUUUGGUAUAUUAUGGUAGAUUGAUGGACAGUUCGGUGAAUACAGAUGAAGGGUGGGAUCUAAAUGUUCGAGUGGAUGCGACUGACUUAGUGAAGUAUAAAACGAAGUCCAAAGGUUUUCUUGGCAACAAGCGUAAGCUGGCUAUUGCAGUAUUUUCUGUUGCUUUGCUAUUCUUUGUGGUAUCUUUACUAGCCUGUAUGUGGUUAAUGAAGAAGAGGAAAACAAAAGUGAAGAGAAAAUCGAACAAUCAAUCAUUAAGUUUUACUGGUACCAAAAGCUCUUUCGAGGGAAAUCAGCUGGCGGAAAACAAUGGACAUCCGGAUAUACUUGUUUUCGAUCUAUGCUGUAUAGUUGCUGCCACUGACAAUUUCUCCCCGACCAACAAACUUGGGGAAGGUGGUUUUGGCUCUGUUUUUAAGGGUCAAUUAUCUGACGGACAACAAGUAGCUGUAAAAAGGUUGUCCAGGAGUUCAGGACAAGGAAUAGAAGAAUUCAAAAAUGAAGUCAUGUUGAUUGCGAAACUUCAACACAGGAAUCUUGUCAAGAUUUUAGGCUGUUGCAUUGAGGGGGAAGAAAAGAUGUUGAUUUAUGAGUACAUGCACAACAAAAGCUUGGACUUCUUUAUCUUUGAUCAUACAAGAAGUUCAUCCCUGAAUUGGAGUAAACGCUUUGAAAUCAUCAUGGGGAUUGCACGUGGGAUUUUGUAUCUUCAUCAGGACUCGAGAUUAAGAAUAAUUCAUAGAGAUCUUAAAACAAGCAAUGUUCUCUUAGAUGCUGAGAUGAACCCCAAAAUUUCAGAUUUUGGAAUCGCCCGUAUAUUUAAUGGGGACCAAAUUCAAGAUAAGACAACCAGAAUUGUCGGAACAUAUGGUUAUAUGCCCCCGGAGUAUGCAGUAUUUGGGAAGUUUUCAACAAAAACGGAUGUCUUUAGCUUUGGUGUCAUAUUAUUGGAGAUCGUAAGUGGAAAGAGAAACAACGGCUCGUAUCAUAAACAUCCUUCCCUAACAUUGAUAGGGCAUGUCUGGGAACUAUGGAGAGAAGAUGGAGUUCUGGACAUAGUUGAUUCAUCAAUAAGCGGGUCAUAUGUUUCCCAUGAAGUCUUGAGAUGCAUUCAAGUUGGGCUUCUAUGUGUGCAAGAAGAUGUAAUGGAUAGACCAACCAUGUCGGCAGUUCUUCUCAUGCUGAGUAGUGAAGCAACUGCUCUUCCUUCUCCUAAACAGCCUGCUUUCAUUUUCAGAAGAGAUUCCAGUGAUUUGGAUUCAGUCGAAGGUGGAGGACUUAAUUCUGCAAAUGAGGUGACAAUAACUGAUGUUGAACCUCUCUUCGAAGAGAAUCAAAACGUCAUGGAAUCAAUGAAAGUGAGAGGUUGGAUAGGUGGAAGGACUAAUGAGCCUUUACGUCUUCUUUCACAAAUUUGUUUCGCAAUUAUCAAUUUAAACUAUUCUUUGGACGUUCCAAUGUUCAAGUCUUUGAUUCUAGUCGUUCUUUUCUUCUUCCCAUUUUGCUCGUCCAUUGACACCUUAACACUAAACCAAUCCAUCAAGGACGGCCAAUCUUUGGUGUCCAAAGAGAAGAAAUUCGAGUUAGGCUUCUUCAGCCCCGGCAACUCUAGCUAUCGGUAUCUGGGUAUUUGGUUUUUCAAUGUGCCAGAACAAAAUAAGGUGUGGGUUGCCAACAGGAAUGAUCCAAUCAAUGAUUCCUCCGGAGUUCUCUCAAUCAGCCAGAACGGAAACCUUGUCCUCUACCACAGUUAUAACCGUUCUCUAUGGUCUACAAAUGUUUCUGUCCCAGCGACAACCUCCACAGUAGCUCAGCUUCUAGAUUCAGGAAACCUGGAAUUGGUCGAGGGAGACAACAGGAGGGUGUUAUGGCAAAGCUCUAACGAUCCUACAGAUACUUUGCUUCCAAACAUUAAGUUUGGGUCGAAUAAGAAAACAGGGCUGGACACGGUCUUAAGAUCUUGGAAGUCACAAGAUGACCCCGGAACAGGGGAUUGCCUCUAUCAGCUAAAUCCUACCGGCUCCCCACAGUUCUACUUGUAUAAGGGCUCGGCCCUGCAUCGGCGGAGUUGGCCAUGGCCAUGGUUGUUAUCAGUACACAAAACAUCGGUUGAUUCACUUGAAUACAAUGUCAAUUUUGUUUACAAUCAAGACGAGACGUCUUACUCCUACUUUUUCGAUGACCCCUCGAUCAUUACGAGAUUAUUCCUUAACAACUCUGGAUCGAUCCAGCUACUUAUCUGGAAUGAUGAUGUUCUUCAAUGGAGGGAAAUCUGGUCAGCACCUAGAUACCGGUGUGAGAAGUAUGGACUAUGCGGUCCAAAUGGUAUGUGUAUGGACUAUGAGUGUGCGUGUUUGACAGGAUAUGGACCCAAGAAUCAAAGGGAUUGGUAUCUUAGAAAUGGUUCUGAGGGGUGUGUGAGGAACCAGUUGGGGUUGUCUAUGUGCGGGAAUGGAGAAGGGUUUGUGAAGGUGGUAGGUUUGAAGGUUCCUGAUACAUCGAAUGCUGAUUGGGUGGGCAUGAGUAUGAGCAGUGCAGAGUGCGAGAAGGCGUGCUUGAACAAUUGCAAUUGCACAGCUUAUGUCAGCGUGGAUCUUAAUGGGACGGGGACUGGUUGCUUGGCAUAUUAUGGUGACUUGAUGGACAGUUCAGUGGAUGAUGAUGAUGGGGGGGAGCUAAAUGUUCGUGUGGAUGCGAUUGAGUUAGCCAAGUAUAAAACGAAGUCCAAAGGUUUUCUUGCCAAGAAUCGGAAGGUGGUUAUUGCAGUAUUAUCUGUUGCUGCGCUCUUGUUUCUGGUAUCUUUGCUAGCCUGUCUCUGGUUAAUGAAGAGGAGGAAAACAAAAGGGAGAAGACAGUUCACACUGUUUAAUGAUGUUACUACUAGUUCACCAACCUUUCAAGAUACUGCAAAGCUUGAUGAAACUGGUAGAAAACCAGAUGUACAAUUUUUUGAUGUGAGCACCAUCAUUGCUGCCACAGACAAUUUCUCCCCGGCUAAAAGGCUUGGACAAGGUGGUUUUGGCCCGGUCUAUAAGGGUCAACUAGCCAAUGGAAAAGAUAUAGCGGUGAAAACACUUUCAAGAAGUUCAAAACAGGGAAUAGAAGAAUUUAAGAACGAAGUUAAGCUAAUUGCAAAACUUCAGCAUAGGAAUCUUGUGAGGCUUUUUGGUUGUUGCAUUCACAAAAAAGAGAAGAUGUUGAUCUAUGAAUACAUGCCAAACAAAAGCCUAGACUUUUUCAUCUUCGACGAAAUAAGAAGGAAAUUGCUAGAUUGGAGGAAGCGAUUUGAAAUUAUUUCUGGAAUUGCUCGAGGAGUCUUAUAUCUUCACCAAGAUUCAAGGCUAAAAAUCAUCCACAGAGAUCUAAAAGCGAGUAACGUACUACUGGAUGCAGCAAUGAAUCCAAAAAUUUCUGAUUUUGGGUUGGCUAGAAUGUUUGGUGAUGAUCAAAAUGAAGCAAAUACAAGCAAAGUUGUUGGCACAUAUGGAUACAUGUCUCCAGAGUAUGCAAUGGAAGGGAUAUAUUCUAUAAAAUCAGAUGUCUUUAGCUAUGGUGUCUUGACGCUAGAGAUAAUUAGUGGCAAGAGAAACAAUUAUCAUCACAUUGGAAGUCCUAGCCUAAAUUUGAUUGGACAUGUAUGGGACAUAUGGAUGGAAGGAAAAGCCUUGGAAAUAGUCGAUUCAUUAUUGGGUCAGGAAUAUCCUCCUCAAGAAGUUUUGAGAUGUAUUCAAAUUGGGCUCUUAUGCGUGCAAGAACAAGCCACAGAUCGGCCAACCAUGCUUGAAAUUCUCUUCAUGCUUGGAAAUGAAGCAACUGUUCCAUCUCCUAACAAGCCAGCAUUUAUCAACAGACCCAUAAAUUCUGGUCAGGAUUCCUCAGGUUCUAAAGGAGCACCUGCUUCUCUAUAUGAGAUGACCAUCACCAUGCCUGAAGGUCGUUGAAGUCUUCUCUCAUGAUCAGGAGUCACCUACACUGACCACACGACUUUUCUCCACCAUCACGGGUCACCCCUCCAUCAGGUUUUGCUCCCACGAGUGCAUGCCAUGCGUUGUCGUGGCAUGAGUGGGCUGUACGUGAUGUCUCCCCUUUUGGUUCCAUUCGGUAUAUAUCUGAAAGUCCUCUAUCCCUGCUCCUCUAGCUCUCUCUUUUAGUGGAUCCAUUUUGGUGCAAUGAAAUUUCUUUUUGACUUUGGUGCAAAGAAAAUUACAAGUUUUUGGAUGGACU
Alnus glutinosa is the source of this 5557-nucleotide messenger RNA. RefSeq lists its product as uncharacterized. The record is from RefSeq and is a predicted model, not a curated record. Gene Ontology annotation, biological process: recognition of pollen; protein phosphorylation. Gene Ontology annotation, molecular function: protein serine/threonine kinase activity; ATP binding. Bases 151 to 5274 code for a protein of 1707 amino acids. NCBI's taxonomy places the organism in Eukaryota, Viridiplantae, Streptophyta, Magnoliopsida, Fagales, Betulaceae. The transcript has 15 exons.